GUGGAACAGUACCUCUCGACUUACGAGCCGCACGCCUUCGUGGUCACCUACAGUGUGAUUGAGCGCCGCAGUUUCCAGAGGGCGGAGGAGGUCCUACAGCUACUAUGGCGGCUCGACGUCAUGACAAACAGAGGCGUCAUCCUCGUAGCAAAAAAAACAGAUAUCGUGAGGUCCCGUUGCGUCACGCCAAAAGAGGGAUCGAACCUGGCGGACUCAUACGACUGCAAAUACAUCGAGACCUCGAGUGGCUUCAACCAUCAAGUGGACGAACUCCUCGUUGGAAUCCUCAAGCAAAUUCGGCUGAAAACCCACAGUACCGAAGCCACGUCGAGGAAACGUAGCACGCGGAAGAAGAAGUACCGAGGAACGAAGACUUCGGCGAGCCUUAAGGUGAAGAGCUUUUUGACGAAGGUGUGCGGGAAGGAACCCAAAAGCAAGUCUUGUGAGAACCUGCACGUGCUCUAAUCUGGCACGCGGGCUGCCGGGCUUGUCUACAGUCACAAAAGCCGCCCGAAGAAGAUUCAGUCAUCUUCCUUACCUUGCCAGUAGCCUUUGCAGUGCUCGGAAAAACUGAGUCAG
Messenger RNA from Penaeus monodon (black tiger shrimp), 579 nucleotides. RefSeq names its product GTP-binding protein RAD-like. Gene Ontology annotation, cellular component: plasma membrane. Gene Ontology annotation, molecular function: calcium channel regulator activity; GTPase activity; GTP binding. The transcript has 2 exons. The record is from RefSeq and is a predicted model, not a curated record. Lineage: Eukaryota; Metazoa; Arthropoda; Malacostraca; Decapoda; Penaeidae. The annotation marks the transcript as partial.